AUACGUUUUCUCUAACUCUAUUUACUUUUCAAGCUCUUGUAGUUCUAGCUUCUCUAUAUAAACAAAUUUCUCGGUACUAUCACACAUUCAGCACUGAAUUUACUAUCAAAAUCCCUGUCACUUGUAGCCAACUAUUCUAUAUAAUUUAUUUUCUUCUAUAUAUCCAGCAACUAGACAGCCAUGACCAUGGUUAUUCAGAAGUGGCUGCUCUUUCUGUUUUUGCAUAUACAUCUCCACGAUCUCAUCCUAGCAGAGCUGCCUGGGUUAAUAUACUAUAAAUGUGGUGUCGAGGGUAACUAUACUAAAAAUAGUGUAUACCAGAAAAAUCUUAACUCGCUCCUCUCUUCCCUUUCCUCAAAUAUGGAUAAAUAUGGUUUCUAUAAUGCUUCCAUUGGUCAAAACUCCGACAUGGCCAAUGCUAUUGUGCUAUGUAGAGGAGAUUUGGAGGUACAAGAAUGUCGCAAUUGUGUCCCAAACCUUGCUGUACAAGAAUGUCGCAAUUGUGUCCAAAACCUUGCUCAAAAGCUUGUACAAAAAUGUCCUAACCAAACAGAAGCUUUUGGUGGCUAUGAUGGAUGUAUGUUAUGGUACUCUAAUCUAUCCAUUUUGGACGCUAGGUCAAAUUCUACUCUAUAUUACAUGUGCAGUCAGUGGAAUGCCUCAAAACCUGAGGAUUAUAAUCAGGAAGUAUAUAGAUUUUUGGGUACUUUACAAAGCCGUAUUGCAAAUGGUGGUUCUCUUCUAAAAUAUGCUACUGGUAAUGUGACAGUUCCAGAAUUUCAGACUGUAUAUGCACUUGCGCAGUGUAUUCCUGAUUUAGUUCCUCAGAAUUGCUUCGACUGUCUAACUGAUGCUUAUGAACUGAUUAGUUUCUGCAAUGGAAAGAUGGGUGGCAGAAUCGUACUGCUUAACUGCAACUUCCGUUAUGAGAGUUACUCUUUCUUCAAGGAUGUGGCGUUGGAAGCUCCGCCACCUGCAGGGAAUGAUAAUAAAACACCUCUGACAAGGAAUGAUAAUAAAACAGCUCCGAUAGGGAAUGAUGAUACAAUAGUGAAGGAUGAUAAAACAGCUCGAUCCCACAUUACUAUCAUUGUGCCAAUUGUUACGAUUGUUAUUCUUACUGUAUGUAUUUUUGUUAUCUUAAUGAAGAAGCGAAAGAGGAAAUUGACGGACAAAAUUCAAGGUACACUCGGUGAUGACAUUAGCAAAGUAGAGUCCUUGCAAUAUGAUUUUUCUACAAUUAGAGCAGCAACAAAUAACUUCUCAAAUGCGAAUAAAUUGGGACAGGGCGGAUUUGGUCCUGUAUAUAAAGGCGAACUUCCAAAUGGACAAGAAGUAGCAGUGAAAAGAUUGUCAGCAGAUUCAGGCCAAGGUGAUCUAGAAUUCAAAAACGAGGUCUUGUUGGUUGCCAGGCUUCAGCAUAGGAGUUUGGUUAGGUUGCUGGGAUUUUGCCUAGAUGGAAUAGAGAGACUUCUCGUCUAUGAAUUUGUUCCCAAUGCGAGCCUUGACCACUUUUUAUUCGAUCGAGUUAAACGUGGCCAACUAGAUUGGGAAAGACGAUCCAAAAUCAUAGGAGGCAUUGCAAGGGGAAUUCUUUACCUUCAUGAGGAUUCUAGAUUUCGCAUCAUUCAUCGUGAUCUCAAAGCUAGUAAUGUUCUACUUGAUGCAGAAUUGAAUCCUAAAAUUGCAGACUUUGGCAUGGCAAGGCUAGUUACAGUGGAUGAAACUCAAGGCAACACAAAGAGAAUCGUUGGGACCUAUGGGUAUAUGGCACCAGAGUAUGCAAUGCACGGGCAGUUUUCAGUCAAAUCAGAUGUUUUUAGCUUUGGAGUACUAAUCCUAGAAAUUGUAAGUGGAGAAUCUGUGAAAGACCUUCUGAGCCAUGUUUGGUCAAACUGGCAUGAAGGAACAACUUCAAAUUUGAUCGACCCCAUGCUGACUGGAAGCUCAGGACUAGUUCGUGACGUAAUUAGAUACAUCCACAUUGCUUUAUUGUGUGUUCAAGAAGAUGUUGCAAAUAGACCAACCAUGGGUGCAGUUGUUCUCAUGCUUAAUAGCCAUUCUUUGAGUCUUCCACUUCUUCAAGAAUCCAAUUCAAGAAUGUCCAAGUCAAGUAAAUUAGCUAAAAGUGAAUCUAUUUGUUUAUCGCGAAAUGAGGCGUCAAUAACUGAGUUAUAUCCCCGAUAACAUCCUUUAACAUAAUAGCGUUUUUCUGUGCUUUCUUAUUACAUUGCUAUUUGUUCAAACCACCCAAUUAGUAAGGGAA
Molecule: messenger RNA, 2266 nt
Organism: Lycium barbarum (goji berry)
Lineage: Eukaryota; Viridiplantae; Streptophyta; Magnoliopsida; Solanales; Solanaceae
Product: cysteine-rich receptor-like protein kinase 10
Exons: 7
Coding region: 181-2187 (668 amino acids)
Biological process (GO): protein phosphorylation
Molecular function (GO): ATP binding; protein kinase activity
Source: RefSeq, a predicted model, not a curated record